This is a messenger RNA of Aspergillus glaucus CBS 516.65, 597 nucleotides long. Its product is annotated as RNase H1/viroplasmin domain-containing protein. The record is from RefSeq and is a predicted model, not a curated record. The transcript is spliced from 3 exons. The coding region runs from base 1 to 597 and encodes 198 amino acids. NCBI's taxonomy places the organism in Eukaryota, Fungi, Ascomycota, Eurotiomycetes, Eurotiales, Aspergillaceae.
AUGCCAUGCAAAUACUACGCAAUAUACGAAGGCCGCGUCGACAAACCCACCAUCUACUCUUCUUGGGCCCAAGUCCACCCCCGCGUACGAGAAUGCGAAAACGACCACAAGGAAUUCAAAACGCAGCGAGAAGCCGUCGAGUGGAUAAAAGCGAAAGGUGUGCCGGAAUAUGAAAUAGAGACUAUUUUCAGGGAUGAAUCCAAGAAUUUGGAGCGGCCAGUCAGGGGGAUCUAUUAUUAUGCUGUUGCGCAUGGGAGGACUACGGGGGUUUUGAGGGAUUGGAAAACGACGGAAGCAGCGAUUACCAAAUUCCCCUCCGCCUGUUACCAGAGAUUUAACACCGAGCACGAAGCGAAACGUUUUAUCGACGAGUGGAAAGAUGCGUAUGCGGAUGUAUGGCGACAAACAAUUAGACGGGGAUUGGAUGAAGGAUGGAAGCCGGAGGAUUUGAAGGUGGAUAUUGGGAGGAUUUUGGAUAGAGUUAAUGAUAGGAGAGUCAAGCAUGAGGAUAAAGAGAGUAUUUGUUCGCGGCUUGAGGAUUUGGAGUUGGAUAGGAGAAGGAGGGAUUCGGGGGUGAAGAGUAGAUCUUUGGUCUAG